Vicia villosa (hairy vetch) is the source of this 888-nucleotide messenger RNA. RefSeq lists its product as uncharacterized. The coding region runs from base 1 to 888 and encodes 295 amino acids. The transcript is spliced from 2 exons. Lineage: Eukaryota; Viridiplantae; Streptophyta; Magnoliopsida; Fabales; Fabaceae. The record is from RefSeq and is a predicted model, not a curated record.
AUGCAAAGUAAAGAAGUGGUAGAAAAGUGUGAUAUUGCUUUUGCCAAGUGGUUUAUUGAUGCAUCUAUUCCUUUUAAUGUUGCAAACUCACCUUAUUUUCAACCUGCAGUUGAUGCUCUUUGCUACAUGGGUGCUGGAUAUAAAGUUCCUACUAUGCCUGCUCUUCGUGGUAAUUUGUUAAAUAAACACAUUGUUAAGCUUUUCAAGGAAGUAGUGUUGUAUGUUGGCCAGGAAAAUGUUGUUCAAAUCGUUACAAAUAAUGCUGCAAAUUAUGUUGUUGUUGGAAAGUUGUUGGAAAGGGAGUUUCCUAAGUUGUUUUGGUCUCCUUGUGCAACACACUGUAUUAAUUUGAUGUUGCAAGACAUGGGGAAAUUAGAGGAAGUAAGUGAGGCAGUGUCACAUGCUUCAAAAAUUACUAAAUACAUAUAUAAUCAUUGUUUUACAUUGUAUUUGAUGAGACAACAUACAAGUGGAAGAGAAAUACUUCAUCCUGCUCCAACCCGCUUUGCUACUAAUUUCAUUGCAUUGCAAAGUAUUUUGUAUCAUAAAGAUGCACUAAGAGCCAUGGUAACAUCCAAAGAGUGGACAACCACAAUUUAUUCCAAAUAUGUCAAGGUAAAGCAAUUUUUGGAACAAGUCUUAGACUCAAGCUUUUGGUCUAAAUGUGCUGACAUAGUGAAAAUUACAGAACCUCUUGUACGUGUGUUGCGUAUUAUUGAUAGUGAAGAUAAACCGGCUAUGGGAUAUCUCUACCGAGCUAUGUAUAAAGCAGGAGAGGAGAUUGAGAAGAGGUUUAGAAGAAAUAAGUUGAAAGUAGAGCCUUAUUUGAAGAUCUUGGAUAACCGUUGGGAUGCACAACUUUACAAAAAUCUUCAUGCGGCUGGUUAA